Messenger RNA from Triticum urartu, 1445 nucleotides. RefSeq names its product aspartic proteinase 39. The record is from RefSeq and is a predicted model, not a curated record. Gene Ontology annotation, molecular function: aspartic-type endopeptidase activity. Lineage: Eukaryota; Viridiplantae; Streptophyta; Magnoliopsida; Poales; Poaceae. Gene Ontology annotation, biological process: proteolysis.
CUCGGCGGCAACGGCCUCCCCACCGAGACCGGGCUCUACUUCACGCAGAUUGGGAUCGGCACGCCGGCCAAGAGCUACUACGUGCAGGUGGACACCGGCAGCGACAUACUCUGGGUCAACUGCGUCUCCUGCGACACCUGCCCCCGCAAGAGCGGCCUCGGGAUAGAGCUGACGCUGUACGACCCGAGCGGAUCGUCGAGCGGCACCGGGGUCACGUGCGGCCAGGAGUUCUGCGUGGCGACUCACGGCGGCGUGCUCCCGUCCUGCGUCCCCGCCGCGCCGUGCCAGUACAGCAUCUCAUACGGAGACGGAAGCUCCACGACGGGAUUCUUUGUCACGGACUUCUUGCAGUACAACCAGGUGUCUGGCAAUAGCCAAACCACCCCGGCCAAUACAAGCAUCACGUUUGGGUGCGGUGCUAAGAUUGGUGGAGAUUUGGGGUCGUCAAGCCAGGCUCUUGACGGGAUUCUUGGAUUUGGUCAGUCAAAUUCAUCCAUGCUGUCGCAGUUAGCGGCUGCAGGAAAAGUGAGGAAGGUCUUCGCACAUUGCUUGGACACCAUAAAUGGUGGAGGGAUUUUUGCUAUUGGGGAUGUCGUGCAGCCCAAAGUGAGCACAACGCCGUUGGUGCCCGGCAUGCCGCAUUACAAUGUCAACUUGGAAGCAAUUGAUGUUGGUGGUGUUAAGCUACAGCUUCCAACAAAUAUUUUUGGUAUAGAGGAAAGUAAGGGUACCAUUAUUGACAGUGGAACAACAUUGGCGUAUCUACCAGGGGUGGUUUAUAAUGCUAUAAUGUCUAAGGUAUUUGCUCAGUAUGGAGAGAUGCCCUUAAAAAAUGAUCAAGAUUUCCAAUGUUUCAGAUAUUCUGGAAGUGUAGACGAUGGAUUUCCUAUAAUCACCUUUCACUUUGAGGGCGGCCUUCCACUGAAUAUUCAUCCACAUGACUAUCUUUUUCAAAAUGGGGAGCUGUACUGCAUGGGGUUCCAGACUGGUGGAUUGCAAACCAAGGAUGGAAAAGAUAUGGUGCUUUUGGGAGAUCUAGCAUUUUCAAACAGACUGGUUCUUUAUGAUUUGGAAAACCAAGUUAUUGGAUGGACCGAUUACAACUGCUCCUCCAGCAUUAAAAUCAAGGAUGACAAGACUGGAUCAAUAUACACUGUGAAUGCACAUGAUAUCUCAUCUGGAUGGAGAUUUCAGUGGCACAAGCCCUUGUUUGUAUUGCUAGUAACGGCGCUGUGCAGCUAUACAAUGUUCUAACAUAACCGCGGAUUCUCACAACUCUGUAUGCUUGUAGCCAUUUUGUUGUGUUUUGUUGUUAGUUCUUACAGAGAAAGGAAAGGAUAGGGGUAUAUACACCUAUGUUGUCUUAGGAAAAUGAGGGGGAAGGAAAGGAAGUACACUGAUUGUCAUGUCAAGAAUAUAUAUGGAAAACAUUUGCCCAAGAAUUA